Malaclemys terrapin pileata is the source of this 1773-nucleotide messenger RNA. RefSeq names its product interleukin 2 receptor subunit gamma (gene IL2RG). The coding region runs from base 152 to 1216 and encodes 354 amino acids. Gene Ontology annotation, molecular function: protein binding; cytokine receptor activity. Gene Ontology annotation, cellular component: external side of plasma membrane; membrane. Gene Ontology annotation, biological process: cytokine-mediated signaling pathway. NCBI's taxonomy places the organism in Eukaryota, Metazoa, Chordata, Testudines, Emydidae. The transcript is spliced from 8 exons. The record is from RefSeq and is a predicted model, not a curated record.
GCUGAGUGAGCUGCGUAGUAUCCUCCUUCAGCAGUGAGCGCUCAGUGACACAGCCAGCUCUGCCGCCUGGCCCAGGUGCCCAGAGAACGCGUGGCAGUACAGGGCCACGGAGUCCCCUCUCGCUCCCGCCUCUGCCAGGAAGGAAGCUGGGAUGUUCCUGACUCUAAUCCUCCUGCUCGCUGUUCGCAGCCAGCGAGCCAUGGCCACCCAGAGGCAACAAGGCGUGGAGUGCGUCCUCUUCAACGAUCAGUACCUGACCUGUAUGUGGGGCAGCAAAGAGAUGCCGACAGCCAAUUAUUCGCUGUAUUACUGGUACUUUCCCCCAAGCUCUGUCAUGCCAGUGGAAUGCAAGUACUACCUCCAGGAGAAGGGCAUCAACACGGGCUGCUGGUUCAACCACAGCGAGAUCAUCCAGUUCCGCACCUUCUACAUCCACAUCAAUGCCAGCCAUGAGGGCAGGAGCCUCGUCAUCCCCACCAAAGGCAUGAAGCUGCAGGACCUAGUGAAACCCGCUCCGCCAGUGAACCUGACCAUCCAGAACAUAACCAAUAACCAGCUGCAGCUGACCUGGGACUCCAUGUACAACAAGCCCCACUGCCUGGAAUACGCUGUCAGAUACAAAAGCAACAAGGACACCAGAUGGACGGAGCACUUGACCAGUGGCAAGAUCUUCUCCUUCCCUAGCGUGGACUACGAGAAGUAUUACACCUUCAACGUGAAAAACAAGAUCAGUCAGUACUGUGGCACCACCCAGCUCUGGAGCGAGUGGAGUGUCCCAGUGUUCUGGGGCAACAAUGCAACAGACAAGGGCGUGGCAGAGAAGCAGGCACCAUGGUUCUGGAUUCACGUGGUUCUCCCCACUGCCUCUUUGAUGCUCAUCCUGGUCCUUGUCAUUUUGUUGAUUCGAAUGGAAAGAGUCUGGGUUAUUCUCAUGCCCAGAAUCCCCAACCCCAGCAAGAACUUCGAUGAGCUCUUCAACACCCACCAGGGCAACUUCCCGGAAUGGGCCGGAGUCUCCAAGGACGUCGUGGAGAGCUUUAAACCCAACUACAGCGAGAGCUUCUGCUACGUCAGCGAGCUACCCCCCAAGGAGGGCAGCACGCCGCUCUGGGAGGGCCGCGACAAGCCGAGAGCCCCCUCGGGGCGCUCCUCAGCGCCAGCCUCCAGCAGCAGCCCUGGGCUGAUCCUCUCCAAAAACAGCUACGUGGGAGUGUGACAUUACCAGCAGGAGUCGGGAUUGUCUGCUUCUAUCGCCUCUCCUCACACUGCACCCCCACUCUCUGUGCCCCGCCCCAAAGCCUCCCCCAUCCACCCCAGCACCCUUCGCCCCAUCCUCACACAUAUACUCCUCCCCCAUCCACCCCAGCACCCCUCCCCCAUCCUAACACGUACCCCUCCCUCAUCCACCCGUCCCCUCCCCCUCCUCACACAUGUACCCCUCCCCCAUCCACCCGUCCCCUCCCCAUCCUCACACAUGUACCCGUCCCCCAUCCACCCGUCCGCUCCCCAUCCUCACACAUGUACCCCUCCCCCAUCCACCCGUCCCCUCCCCUUCCUAACACAUGUACCCCUCCCCCAUCCACCCGUCCCCUCCCCACACAUGUACCCCUCCCCCAUCCACCCGUCCCCUCCCCAUCCUCACACAUGUACCCCUCCCCCAUCCACCCGUCCGCUCCCCAUCCUCACACAUGUACCCCUCCCCCAUCCACCCGUCCCCUCCCCCCCUCACACAUGUACCCCUCCCCCAUCCACCCAUUCCCUCCCCCUCCUCAC